Messenger RNA from Iphiclides podalirius (scarce swallowtail), 1623 nucleotides. The record is from the annotation of a GenBank genome assembly. Lineage: Eukaryota; Metazoa; Arthropoda; Insecta; Lepidoptera; Papilionidae.
AUGCUGAUGAAAGUUCAAGUGAUACAGGCAAUGAUGAUUACUCAUUGGGCUCUGAAGAUGGAUGUAUUUACACAUACAGAGGGUGCAGCAAAUGCACGGGAGCAGGGUUCAGGGGCAUCAAGUCCAGAUAUGGAUUUCCUAGAAAUGGAUUUUGACCCUGGGCCUUCAUGUGAAGCUGAUACAGGUGAUGAUUCAAGCCCUGAUGCAGAUUUAGAAGUUGCAAACAGCAUGCUUGAAGAAAACGAACCUGCCAUCAGGGGUACAUCCCCUGAGUAUGUACCUGGUCCAAAAUUAAAUCCAUUACCAUCUGCACCAGCAACCUCGGCAAGCAAUGAUACCGAACCUCACUAUUUCAAUGUGCCAUCUACAAGCCGAGGCCCAGAUGUACCCCAAAAUAAUGUUCAAGUGGAAACCACAUGUGAUCAUGAAUACGGGCCUUAUAUCAUGCACACAAAUUUUAGGGGUGAACAGUUUUGGGUUAAGAGAACAAUGUCCACUUGUCCAAACAAUGCAUCCUCUACACUACAUGUAUCAAAUGGUGAUUUGGUAUCCCCAAGAGAAGCUUUGAAUUAUGAAGAGGAUCAUCAAGAUGGACAACAUGCUUUCCAGAUCAAUCAAAGUGAAAGAUCAGUUGUUGAUUCAUCAAGUUUUUCUUCAGCCUUAUAUCACAUAACAAUGGCAAAGAGACUGAUGAUUGAGAAAACAUGGUCUGAUGUUGAAAAUCAUGAUGCUGCUAAUAUGUCUCAGGAACAAGGUGCAGAUAGCAUUGAUAGUGAAAAUGGGUGUGUUGAUCCACCACGGUGUAUGGUAUGGUCUGAACGUGAGGCUUGUGAACGUCAAGUGACUCAGAUAGGCACAUCAGCGUGUGGUGCUACAGCUGUAGUUAAUGUUUUUAUUGCUUUAGGUGUACCUGUAAACAUUGAGGAAAUAAAUACUGCUGUAGGCACAAGGCAAAGAGCUAACAAUGCACCAUUGCCCAGGUAUUUGCUGUCACGUUCCGUAGCUGGUUGUACCGCCGCAGAUCUGAUAACAGGAAUACAAAGGGCUUCCGAUGGAUUGGUUACUGCCCGGUUCUUUCCCACCCACCCAGAGAGAGCUAUCUCUCUUUCACACUGGCUUGCUGAUUGGAUAUCUCUUGGAGCUGUGCCAAUACUCACGUUAAAUUUGCAAGUUGGAUGUGAUGGCGAGAUACCAGAUGCGUGGCACCAUCAAAUGGUCUUUGGAGUUUCCCCUCGUGGUGUUUACCUGUGUAAUCCAGUCGAGUGUGUGCCUGAGACCGUGUUGUGGCCCCGUCUGACGUCACCCUCAGUGUUGCUGGUGCGGACAAGAGAUGUUCUCGCCAGAUUUACGACUGAUACAGACUUGACGCCCCUCAUGGCUGUUCCGGAUAGGAGAUUCCAUACUUUCAAUGUUCUCGGCCAAGUGGCGAACGUGAUACGCGAGUGGCGCGCCCACGGGUGGGCGGGGCGCGUGGGUCGCUCGGGGCACGUGCGGCUGCCCGCCUCGUACCGGGCGGGCGUCACGGUGGCCGCGCUCACCGGCUCCGAGGCGCACCGGCGGCUGGUGCACGCCGCCCCGCCGCCCCCCAGCGGCGCACCAGGGCACGCGGACCCAGCCCCGCAC